Messenger RNA from Penicillium concentricum, 1329 nucleotides. RefSeq names its product putative serine/threonine-protein kinase. The transcript has 5 exons. Gene Ontology annotation, biological process: protein phosphorylation. Gene Ontology annotation, molecular function: ATP binding; protein kinase activity. Lineage: Eukaryota; Fungi; Ascomycota; Eurotiomycetes; Eurotiales; Aspergillaceae. The coding region runs from base 1 to 1329 and encodes 442 amino acids. The record is from RefSeq and is a predicted model, not a curated record.
AUGCUUGGCUUACGGUUUACAAGUCGCGUGACAAAGCGCUCAUUCGUUUCGCUUAAGAAACCGCUCCAUCUCCCUCCUACAAGUCCUGCCUUUGCCAUAACUAGUCACCAGGUCGUCGAUGAGGAGAGAUGCCCGAACAUUCCCCAAGACUACUACCCAGCAAGACCUGGCCAGACACUUGGGGAUAGCUACCAGUUACUAGCGAAGAUUGGCUGGGGAGCGAGUUCGACCUCUGCGAGUGAGCUACUUCGUAUCGAGCAAACGGUUGCACAAAAGAGUCCCUCACAUACAGGUUAUGCGGUGAUACGCAACUGUCUGGAAAGCUUUGGGCUUGAAAGCUCAGAUAAAACGCAUCUUUGCCUUCUAUAUGAGGCAAUGCGAGAGCCAAUGUCCGAGUUUCAGAAACGCUUCGAGAACCGAAGAAUGUCUCUUCCCGUUGCAAAGGCGUAUAUUGUUUUGCUUCUUCUGGGGCUGCAGUAUUUGCAUGCUGAAUGCAGACUAAUUCAUACUGACCUGAAGCUCGCAAAUAUCCUGAUGACCUUCGAAAAUGACAAAGCUAUCCCUAGAUUCAUCCAAGAACAAGUGCUCAAGACCCCGAUGCAUUACAUGACUGAUCCAGUAACCAAUCGCACCAUCUACCAAAGCUACAAGAGUUUCGGGCCAAUGGACGUUGACGACGUCAGAAAUGUACUUCCCAAAAUAAGCGAUUUCGGGUCGGCGUGGCAGCUUGACAUCGUCGACCCAGAAACAAAGUCACAACACGAACCUGUUAUUACAUACCCUAUACAGCCAAACUACUACCGUGCGCCCGAAGUUCCGCUGGAAUAUCAAUGGUCUACUCAUGGUGAUAAGACUAACCCACUUCUUUCGGAGAUUUGGAACAUUGUCGAAGGCACCGAGCUAUUUACUCAAGUGGAAGAUGCUAAUGGUCGAUAUGAUCCGAAAUCACAUUUGGCAGAAAUGAUUGCCCUGCUUGGUCCACCACCUAAAGAGGUACUCAAGCGAGCAGACCAUAUGUCACAUGUGGAAUACGAUUCCACAAUUAUGAUUGAGAAGGGCAAGCCGUGCAAGAAUGCUCGUGAGGUCUUUGGUGGUCCUUAUUUCGAUGAAGAAGGAAAAUUCCUUCACGAGAAACUGAUCCCAAAUCGGAAACUAGAGGAUACUAUCCCAUCGCUUGAUGACUCGGAAAGAGAGCUUUUCUUGUCAUUUGCUAGGGAUAUGCUCACGUGGGUUCUCUCGGAGAGGAAAACUGCUCGUGAGCUAACGGAGCAUCCGUUCCUCAAUUUCGGUGGAGUUGUUCCUAAAGAUCUCUUGGAGGGGAGCUCUUAG